UAGGCAACUAGAAGCGCACAUGUUUCGCUGAAAAUGGCCUGAAAUCCAUACUCAAACAAUCGCCCGCGCGAUUUCUGGAAGCCAGGCGGUCGACAUCAAGGCCGAACGCUAGCCAAGCUCGGCCCAAUGUGCUACUAUCGAUGAUGGGGGUUUCAAGCAAAGUGCGACUGUCGUUGCUCUUGCUGCCAAGAGUAGCCGUCGCACUCCUUGGAUAUGCUUAUAUUCAUCCCGACGAAUGGCACCAGAGUGGAGAGUAUCUUGCGUUGCAAUACGCAGGCAUCCCGACUGUGCUUCCCUGGGAGUUUGAGAUAGCACUUCCAUGCCGCUCAGUCGCAAGCAUUUCUUUUUUCAAUGCACCCUUCAUCGGUCUGACCUACUUGCGAUCUCAUCUCGGGUUCGGUCCAUCAGCAAGAGACCUCUUCUUGGUUCAGCGGGGCACAUUCGUGGUGUACUCCUUCCUCAAUGACUGGAUGGUACGGUGGCUUUGUCGCAAGCAUGAUAAAGCGUACCGUAGCACGGUGCGUCUGCUGCUCAGCACUUCGCACGCCGGAGUCGUCUUCAUGGCCAGGCCGUUUACAAACAGCAUUGAAGCCGUACUUUUAACCGCGGCAUUCUGCUGCGUGGACAGUCUCAGUGAGCUACCCGACCAGCUGUAUUACACCAGUUCCAAGUCAUCGCUACGCGCAGCGCUGUGGACCCAUUGGGCAAUUCGCAGCUUCUCCCUUGGUGCCUGCUUUGCUUUUGGCUUCUUCGCUCGGUUCACGUUCGCCAUUUUCGCUCUGCCAUGCGGCCUCCUGUACCUCUACAUAGCGGGCACAAUGCGUGGCUCAUUCCGUACUGCCUCACUUGUCCCCGCCGCCCUACCAGCAGCCGCGGGUUUCGCAAUCGUCAGCGCAGCGCACAUCCUUUUCGACACGAUUCACUUUCGGAGGAGAGAGCUUUGGCCGCCUGUAAUCACCCCGGUCAAUGCUUUCAGCUACAACUUGCAAGCGCAAAAUCUGGCAAGGCACGGUAUACAUCCUCGCUGGUUGCAUGUGUUGGUGAAUGCGCCCAUGCUGCUCGGGGUCCCAGCAUAUGGCUGCUUCCUUUUCAUGAUGUUGACGCCACGGCCGUUCGCAAGGCAGAAGUCGGCCAGCAUGGCGCCGCUACAGCCGCUGUGCCUCGCGACGAUUGUCUGCGGAUUAGCGCUACUAUCAAUUCAGCCUCACCAAGAGCCGCGAUUCUUGCUCGCUUUAAUCACCCCUGUCACCUUGAUCUUUGCAACUCAAGCGCAGAACAACAGGCGAUGGCGCAAGUGGCUGAUCCGUCUGCACAUCCUGCAAAGCAUUGCAAUGGUCGCGCUCUUUGGCUUUUUGCAUCAGGCAGGCGUGACGCCGUCCCUUCUGCAAAUCAACGACGCAGUGCGGGCUGUUCAGGCUGGCCGUCCGCACGGCCAACGCUUGAUUUAUGCCCGGCCUGGCGACACAGCGGUAUCCGUGCACGUAUGGUCAUGGAAGCUGUUCAUGCCGCCCGCGCACCAGGUCGUCUCUACACGCGCGGGCUGCAUGUAUGGGUUCGGUACCGCCCGCGACGGCCCUGCAGUCACGGUGACUCUGUACGACCCCCCUGGGGAGGAGUUGCACGAGUUAGCGGCGCUCGUCGACCACAAAGUGCAGGAGGAUGCGCAGAAAGGACUGCGACAGACGCACCUCGUCCUCGCGCCGUCGUGGGAUGACCUCGCGCUGCAGGCAGAGCAGCCUGGUACACACGGCGCGAAUUUCAGCAUGCAACUCGUGCACUCCGUCGGCCCGCACUUGGACCUGGACCACCUGCCGCAGUUGAUACAGAGGUGGAGGCGCGCUGCGUCGUGGUGGCCAGAAAUGCAUGUCGAGAUUUUUCGCGUGACGCGCACACCCAGCGGGCUCUUGCCUGCAGAGGAUCUGGGUAGUUGACGUUCUGGACAGUACGAACAAGAAUCCAUUCCUCGCCUGAGCGCGUCUUCGCGCAAAGCCUAUAUGCAGGGAAAAUCGAUGAUGCCAUAUUGUUGUGACGAUAUGUACACUGCGAUGCAUAGUAACGAGAAAUGAAAGGAG
Molecule: messenger RNA, 2072 nt
Organism: Tilletiaria anomala UBC 951
Lineage: Eukaryota; Fungi; Basidiomycota; Exobasidiomycetes; Georgefischeriales; Tilletiariaceae
Product: glycosyltransferase family 22 protein
Exons: 7
Coding region: 141-1931 (596 amino acids)
Biological process (GO): GPI anchor biosynthetic process
Cellular component (GO): endoplasmic reticulum membrane
Molecular function (GO): alpha-1,2-mannosyltransferase activity
Source: RefSeq, a predicted model, not a curated record